Anoplopoma fimbria (sablefish) is the source of this 9243-nucleotide messenger RNA. It is a transcript of the gene arhgap35a, whose product is annotated as Rho GTPase activating protein 35a. The record is from RefSeq and is a predicted model, not a curated record. Gene Ontology annotation, molecular function: GTPase activity; GTP binding. Gene Ontology annotation, biological process: signal transduction. NCBI's taxonomy places the organism in Eukaryota, Metazoa, Chordata, Actinopteri, Perciformes, Anoplopomatidae.
UCUCUCUGUUCUGUGAAUAGGAGGAGGGAUGCUGGAUUCGGGAGAAGGUCCGCCAUUAUUGUGAAGCUGAAAAAAAAAAAAAAAAAAUAGACUUAUACACACCGUCACACAUUUCGCCUGUAAGGGGCUUAAGAUUAGAAAGGAGAAUACAACGGGUUCGGACGGUCUGUUGUUCGCUAAAAGUGUCGCUUUAGUAAACGAAGGCAGGGCUUUAAAUCGCGUUUCAUACGGACUCUUUAUUUUUGACACAACAAAGGAAAUAAUAAUUGGUGAAAACAACGUGGUGGUUGAACCAAGGAGGAGAAAACACAACGAAACAGCGCUUUUACAACGCCUCCCCCGUUUUUCUCCUCAUUUCCAACUGCGGUGAAAAAGACUGGAGUUCGAGCAGCAUUUCUUUUUUUUUUUUUUUUCCUGACGAGAAUUUAGUUUUUUUUUUUUUCUUCUUCUUCUCCUCCUCACUAAAGACAGGGAGAUAUAAGCAUCUCGGUUUUUUUUUUUUGUUGAAAACUUCAGUCUGAUGAAAACGAACACUUAAAUGCGGGGAAGCGAUGGACAGAUAGCUUGUUUUAUUUAAAUUUAUUAAAAAAAAAAAAAAAAAAAGAAAGGAAAAAAAAAAAAGGCGGAGAAUAAUCGAUGUGAGCGCUGGUAGGAAGUGUUUUAAUCUGCUUUUUAAAGUCUUUCACCCGGCUGGGAGUCGCAGAGGAGCGCAGAGAGAGAAAGAAAGAAAGAAAGAAAGAAAGUGGACACGAGAGGGAGGAAUGCUAUGGGCCAGAACCCAUCCCAGUGAGAUCUUCUUGCAUGGAAACCCUCUUUCCCUGGCAGUCUUUUCCUCUCCCUAGAGCUACUGGCCAGCAUGGCAGGAUGAGCCUCGGCCAGCGUUCAUGAUGGCCAAAAAGCAAGAUGUGCGGGCACCCACCUACAACCUGGUCGUGGUUGGUCUGUCCGGCACGGAGAAGGAGAAAGGCCAAUGUGGUGUGGGCAAGUCUUGCCUGUGUAACCGCUUUGUCCGGCCAAGUGCAGAUGACUUCCACCUAGAUCACACCUCCGUUCUCAGCACCAGUGACUUUGGAGGCCGUGUGGUGAACAAUGACCACUUCCUAUUUUGGGGAGAGGCUGGGCGAACGUUGGAGGAGGGGCCCGAAUGUCGUAUGAAUGUGGUGGAGCAGACAGAGUUCAUUGAUGAUCAGACGUUCCAGCCCCACCGAAGUACGGCGCUCCAGCCUUACAUCAAGAGGGCAGCUUCCACCAAGCUGGCUUCGGCUGAGAAGCUAAUGUACUUUUGCACAGAUCAGCUGGGGCUGGAGCAGGACUUUGAGCAGAAACAGAUGCCUGAAGGCAAGAUUAUGGUGGAUGGCUUCUUACUAUGUGUGGAUGUUAGCAGGGGUAUGAACCGUAGCUUUGAGGACCAGAUGAAGUUUGUUACCAAUCUGUACAACCAGCUUGCCAAAACGAAGAAACCUGUGGUACUGGUUCUCACCAAAUGUGAUGAAGGAGUUGAGCGCUAUAUUAAAGACUCGCACACCUUUGCCCUAGCCAAGAAGAACCUACAGGUGGUAGAAACGUCAGCACGAUCUAAUGUCAAUGUUGAACUUGCCUUUCUUACACUGAUUCAGCUACUGGACAAGGGUAGGGGAAAGCCCAAAAUCAUCCCUUACUUUGAGGCACUGAAACAGCAGAGUCAACAGAUUGCCUUAGCCAAAGACCGCUAUGAGUGGCUGGUCAACCGAAUCGUGAAGAACCACAAUGAGACAUGGCCCGCAGUCAGUCGCCGCAUGCAGUCUGCCCCUGAGUACAAGGACUAUGUUUUUCUUGAGGGGACAGCUAAAGCCAAGAAGCUUUUCCAGCAGCAUGUUCAUAGACUUAAACAAGAUCAUAUAGAGAAACGUAGGAGGGCCUAUCUCAGUACUCUACCACAGGCCCUGUCUGUACUGUUACCAGAGUUGGAUGAGAUAGACCACCUGAGCUGGUCUGGAGUUCAGAAAGUCCUGGAGACAAAGAGAGAUUUCUCCCAAUGGUUUGUGGUGCUAGAUGACACCCCUUGGGAGACCACGACACACAUUGAUAGCAUGGAGGAUGAUCGAAUCCCGCAGGACCUUCUGGAGACUCCCGCGGCUGAAGCUAUCUAUGAGACCCACCUGGAGCAGCUAAGGAAUGAGCGCAAGCGGGCUGAGAUGAGACGGGAGUUCAAGGAGAAGCUAAGUGUCUCUCCUUUCAUCACACCAGGGAAACCUUGGGAGGAGGCCCGAAGCUUCAUCAUGAAUGAAGACUUCUACCAGUGGCUGGAUGAGGCUGAAUAUCUGGAUAUCUACAACAAACACCAGAAGGAAAUUAUUGACCGAGCCAAAGAGGACUUUCAGGAACUGCUUCUUGAAUACUCUGAGCUCUUUUAUGAGCUGGAAGUUGAUGCAAAGCCAAGUAAGGAGAAAAUGGGAGCCAUUCAGGAGGUGUUGGGUGAAGAGCAAAGGUUUAAAGCCCUGCAGAAGUUGCAGGCAGAAAGGGAUGCUCUGGUAUUGAAACAUAUCCACUUUGUCUACCACCCUACAAAGGACACCUGUCCCAACAAUCCCCACUGUGUGGACAGUAAGAUAGAGCAGAUCCUGGCCUCAAGAUUCCCUACCCGCUACCCAUCAUCAGAAAGUUCAAGACUGGAUUUGGGGAGGGCCGAACGGAUAAAUCUGGUCAUCCUCGGGAAAGAUGGACUAGCUCGAGAGAUGGCAAAUGAGAUAAGGGCCAUGUGCACCAGUGAUGACCGGUACGUGUUAGAUGGCAAGAUGUACGAGUUAGCCCUGCGUCCAAUAGAGGGCAAUGUACGCCUGCCAGUCAAUUCAUUCCACACACCAACCUUUACACCUCAUGGUUGCCUGUGUUUGUACAACUCAAAGGAAUCCCUCUCUUAUGUUGUCGAGAGUUUAGAGAAGAUUAGGGAGUCAACUAUAAGCAGGAGGGAAAGGGAAAACAGCUUAACUCAACUCCCGCUGUCCCUCCUUCUGGUCACCAAGCGGGGGGUGGGGUCCAUCGGGGAUAUUGGAGGGGAGACAGCUCAGACUCUUAUCCAUCAAGGGCAGCAGGUGGCUGGAAAGCUGCAGUGUGCCUACCUAGACCCCGCCUCUCCAGGCAUGGGCUACGGUCGCAACGUAAACGAGAGGCAGAUCAACCAGAUGCUGAAGGGCCUCCUCGAAUCACGGAGAAGCAUAGGGAGCAGCUCCCCUCCCUUACCCCCUCCAUCCUCUGCCUUCAGAGACUCUCAGUCCCAGCCAGUGCUAGAGGCAGACCUGAGGAUAGUCAUGUGCCUAAUGUGUGGAGACACGUACGACAUUGACCAACUGCUUGCUCCUUUCCUGUUGCCCCAGCACUGUCGUCCUGCCGCCAACCUCAGCAGUGGCACCUCGGUGUUGCUGGAUCUUAGUAUAGGAGGUCAGAGGCUGAAUAUUGAGCUGUCGCUACUCUCCUUUCAUUCCUCGUUCUCACUCCGCAAGACAAAGCUGGUCCACGGCUACAUUGCAGUUUACUCUGCUCGCCGCAAGGCCUCUAUGGAGACAUUAUGUGCUUUCCUGUGUGAGGUCCAAGACAUCAUCCCAGUCCAGUUGCUAGCAGUUGGGGAGAGCCAGAUGGAGCUGUCAGACUCUGAGUCCGCUAAGGAGCAGGUCAGUCAAGGAGAGGAACUGGCCCAUGAAAUAGAGGCAAGGUUCAACACCGUAAUAUGUGGACAUGGUGGGGUAGUAGGGGGGCUUCAUAAGAUAGACCUUUUCCAAUCCUUUCUCAAAGAGGCAGCAGAGAAGCGCACUAUUGUUGAGGCCACACACAUGUACGAUAAUGUGGCUGAGGCAUGUACCAACGAGAGCAUCAGCCCUCGCUGUGGCUCUCCUAGUCCAGUUAAUAUUCUUAUGGACUCAGAGGACGAUAUCGAUCCAUCACCACCUUACCCUACCCUGAGGGAGGAUGGCAGCCUCAGUUCCCACCUGGGAAGCUUCAAGUUGCCAGAUCUGGAUUCAAGUGACACUUUCUCCGUCAUCUCUGAGCUUAGCACCUUUGAGAGCAAGCUGAACCACAAGGUUCCUCCACAAGUGAAGCCCAAGCCUGUCCGUAAGGUGAACCUCGGCCCUUACAUGGACCAGCAGGGUGGCACCAACCGCCGCUCCUUGCCCCAAGCUGUAACUUGGGCUCCAGGUAGCGAUGGUGGCUAUGACCCCUCAGAUUACGCAGAGCCCAUGGAUGCUGUGAGCAAACCUCGACCCACAGAGGAGGAGAAUAUUUACUCUGUCCCUCAUGACAGCACACAGGGCAAGAUUAUCACUAUCCGCAAUGCCAACAAAGGUCACUCCAACGGGAGUGCGGGGAAUGGGUCAGACAGUGAGGCUGAUAGCAGUUCACUGGAGCGAAGGAGAAAGUUGUCCGCCAUUGGGGUAAAGCCCAAGCUCUACAGAGACAGAUCAAAACGGCUUGGCAAGUUCAGUAGUUUUAGGACGAGCUUCUCUAUAGGCAGUGAUGAUGAGAUGGGGGGUCCACCCAAGGCUAGCCAGGAUGAGGUCGGAGCCCAAAAGGACAACUCCAUCGAGGAGAUUGAGGAUCCCAAAAGAAGAAAUAUCCUCAAGAGUCUGCGCAGAAAUGCAAAGAAACCACGACCCAAACCCAGGCAUUCCAUCUCGAAACCCAUCGAGAGCAACUACUUUGGUAUUCCACUGGCCUCUGUGGUCACUCCUGAGAGGCCAAUCCCAGUCUUCAUUGAGAAGUGCAUCCGUUUCAUUGAAACAACAGGGUUGAGCACAGAGGGCCUCUACAGGGUCAGCGGGAACAAGGCAGAGAUGGAGAGCAUGCAGCGGCAAUUUGACCAAGACCACAACCUCGACCUGGUGGAGAAAGACUUCACCAUGAACACAGUAGCCGGAGCCAUGAAGGCCUUCUUCUCUGAGCUACCUGAGCCUCUGGUGCCCUACAGCAUGCAGGGAGAGCUGGUGGAGGCCUUCAAGAUCAAUGAUAGGGAGCAGCGCUUCCAGACGAUGAAGGACAUUCUGCGCCGCUUCCCCAAAGAGAAUUACGAGGUCUUCAAAUAUGUCACCAGCCACUUGAGCAAGGUGAGCCAGAACAACAAGUUGAACCUCAUGACCAGUGAGAACCUGUCCAUCUGUUUCUGGCCCACACUGAUGAGACCAGACUUCACCACUAUGGACGCCCUGACAGCCACCCGUACCUACCAGACAAUCAUCGAGAGCUUCAUCCACCAGUGCGCAUACUUCUUCUACAAUCAGCCGCUGGCCGACGGCCUCCCGGGCUCCCCCACCUCUACGCUCUCCUCCGGGGGAGGAACCUCGGCCUACUCCUGCAUGGCUGGAGGCUACUCAUCCUCGCCGACUCCGUCCCCGACCCCCUAUGUCCUCCCAGCCACCCCUCCAGUCAUUCCACACUAUGGCCCUGCUAUCUCCCACCACCACCACCAACACCACCACCACCACCUCCACCACCUCCAUCAACAUCAGUCCCCACCCCACUCCCCACCUGCUACUCCCCAGUCCCCCAUCCCAGCCCUGCUGCCGCCCUCCCUACACCCCCUUCACCCCCCUACGGAACAACACACGCUGUGAACCAGGGAUCAAGGGAAAGAGGAGGAGAAAAAAAUGAAAAAUGAAAAAGACGGAUAACGAGAUUCAGAGAGAUUUAAUGGGUUUAGAUAAGAGAUUUUGAAGUUUGGGAAAGAAUUGAAGAAGAAAAAAUGUAAAAGAGAACCGGAGGUAGGAAAGACAAGUUGGGAGAGAUUGAGGGAGAUGCAGUAUGUACAGGGAGAAACCUACGAGUUUGGGAGAAGAAGGAGGCGUUUGAGCCUCUGUUAAUUUUAGAAAUAACGGACACAUGCACAAGGCAGAAAAGGGGAACACUGAAGAGCCUCUGAACUGGCAGUAUGAUCUUUCUACCCCCUCGCCACUUGAUCCCUUUGUCUCUCAGUGUCACUUCAUCCAGACCUGCCCUCCUUGCCUUAUAGAGAACCUGCACACAAACACACGAAUGAGUGCGAUGUUGCCAGUAACUGUUAAAGGGACUCAGGGAGGGACUCAGAAGUAAAGUGGAAAGGGGAAUGUGAACUCUGUUAUGUUGGGAUUGCUUCAGCACACACACACACUUGACAUAAACACCCAGUGGCCAGUGUGCCUCCGACAACCAUUCUCCUCAAUCCCUAAGCCUGUAGCUGUCCUGGGAAUUUUUUGUGGCCUGCGCACAUUUUUUAUUUUAUUUUUUUUUGCAAUCCGCCCACAUACUGUAUCUACCUGGGAGGCUGUGGUUGGGACAAGGCAUAGCAGAGCGAGCGAGUCCUUAACACAUGUUUGUUUAUUUCGCCACUGUACAGAGGACUUAGGCAAGAAACACAUGUUGCCACUCACCCGACAGGAUGUUCUGUCCUCUGCGACACACACAUUCCUAUCUAUCAACCACUCACACAGAUACGCACACGCACACAGACAAAAUCAGUUUCAGUUGAGGCAAUAUGCCAAGCAGAGGGGGAAAAAAAUCUCAACAGACCGGAUCUGCUAGGCAGCGAAUUGGAGCAAAGGAUUAUGGGGAACACUCACACACAUUUGCAUUCUGGGAAAUGCUCCUCCCAGUCUUCUGUUUGGUUUAUCUCUCUCUCUCUCUUGGUUUGAACCUUCAACCUCAUGCACUGUCUUUGACAACACAUGAAGAUAACUGUUUAAAAAGUGGAUGUAUUGAUUGGUCUAAAUCUUGAUUCUAUAUUCCCACUGUCCAAACACAUUCUUAUUUUGUCCUUCGUUUGACAAAAUGGUGAACAACCCAGGGGGGCCUGUCACUCAAUUCAUGGCCUUGUGUGUAAGUGUCUGUGUGAGUGUCUUUUUAGUUUUUACCUGAAUUUCCCUGUAUUAGGCAGAUAGUGGGAAUAAUUCCAGUGUCGGACCUUCACCUGUCAUGUCGCUUCUCUCACGCUGUGGUGGUUUUACGAGCGAGUCGGUGCUGCAUUUUCCACAGUGAGGACCUUGUUCAAAAAGCACUUUUCUGAGCACUUUGAAGGCACAUUCUAAAUUGGAGCUGCCAUGACAUGACAGCCACCGUUCACUUUACUGUCAGUCCACCCUGCUCGCUCUCUCUCUCUUUGUCUCUUUUUGGGAGCACACCACUGACAUCUAGAGGAAGAAAUGAGUACUGCAGCCAUAACCUCACUUCCACUACUGCAUGCACGCAGCACCAUUUUCCUUAUGUGGUUUGUGUAGCGUCAGAUUCUCUUGUAGGUGCAAUUGUUAUGAUUUUCCUGUAUGUCAGGUCAAAUUAACUUUAGAGCUCAUGAAGUGAAACAACGGCAGUUUUAAAUCUGAUACAAAUCAAUUGAGAUUAUAUAGAUCCAGGCUCUGCCCUUGCAGUUGAUUAGACAUGCAGUGAAUACAAUUUCCUCUGUCUUUUGUUGUUAGUUUCAACUUCAACAAAGCACUCAGCCCUUUGCAAAGGAGUGCAGGCCACUUCCCAGACGCCACAUGUGAGUGGUAGGAUAUGGAGACUUAGGAGAUUGAGGCAAAAUGUAGCAUUACGGCUCAGAAAGUAAGAGGUGGAGGUGUGGGAGGGGAGGCUUUUUAUUGUUCGAAAUACUCGGUAACCACUGUUCCAGGCCUCAGCAUGCUGUCCUCUUAGGACACAGCAUCGUACCUCUUGAAGGGAGAUUCAAACCUGCUCUCUGUGCACUCGAAACGUAAUUUGCAAGAGUGUAACCACUACACCAGUCUGCCCCCGCUGUCACUGUUAUGCCACCGCAUCCCCUAGUCAUUCCUAGUCCAAGAGAGACACUUGGGUCUGGGAGAGACAGCGGACAGAACAGACAGUCCAUUCAUCCGUCAUGACUGGAACAGAGCAUCACGGAAUUCCUCGGCCCAGCCUGCUGUUACCGUAGAAACCAGUGAGAUGGGGCUGGAGGAUGAUUACUGAGUCCUGAUCGAAGCUGAUGAAGUGUGUGUGUGCGCACGCAUAUGUGUUUCUGUGAGUUCGAGAAAGUGUGAACGCAUGUGAACUUGUGCGUGUUAAUGUUAAGCAGAUGCUCUCCAAGGUCACUUAUUCUGUUUGAUACUGAGUUGCAUCUCUGCAUGUCUCCCCAGACUGUCCUCUGCCCAAAAGGAGAAAAAACCCCAAAACUUUUUUAACCAAUCACUGAACUCUUAAAGGAGCUUUUAUAAGUCAACACUACCUAUUUACCGUGUGUGUGUGUGUGUGUGUGGGUGGGUGUAUGUGUGUAAUUAGGGGAUAGAGGAAUUAAGAGCGUGUGUUUUGUCGGGUGGGUUUGAGCGAACAUGCUAGCAAGCUGUGCUUGGCAGACGGCCAGACACCCGCGUGAUCAAAAUAAACGUGAAGGAGAGGAAUGCAGUUCUCCUUGCGGUCAUUACCCCGCUGUGUAACCCUGUUAGCUCGUCCAGAUUACACACACUGAUCCUCAGAGAAAGUGUGAGAGAGAUGGAGGAGGGAUUGGGGAGAGUCAGAGGGAGGAAAGACAGGCAGCAAACGGGUGAAUGGGAUCAUUAUUUGGGAGACGGAGGGAGGGAGGGAGGAAGGAGGGGUGACCACUGGUACUUGUGUGUGAACGCCGGCCAGUGGCGUUCCCUGUGUAUAUCAAUGUGUUAAUACUGAACUGACUGUGAGGCAGCCAAAGACUGUGGAAAAAAAGGGUCGAGGGACAGAUAGGAAGCAAAGUGACAGUUUAGAAGAACAAUUGAAUAAAAAAUGUGACUUUGGUUCAGCGAUAUGUGGCUGCAUUGCUUUUCUUUUUCUUUUCUUUUUUUUUUUGCAACAAUGGUGACAGAUGUCUGUUAAGUUAAAAUGAGAAACAAGCAAAACUAUAUUCAAAUGGUUGUUUAUUGGUAUGUUAGGGGGUCUAACACUUUGCCCUUUAGUCAGUGGUGAUAGAAAAAAAUACUUUCUUUUUAUGUUUUAUUUUAAUAAUUAAAAAAUACAAAGCAUUUUUUUUAACAAUUUCUUUGUGAACGAUUGAGAGAGCAGCCCAGUAUAGUGCAUGAUUUCUUCCCAACCGAGGAAGAGGGCUCCACCACUCUCACUAUUUAAGAGAUGAUAAAAAAAAUAUUAAGAAAUAAUGGGGGGGGGCGGGAGAAAAUAAUAAAAAAAUAAAUGAAGUACUGUAAAGUGAAAAGAUAACAUCAAACAAAAAAACUGUCAUUAUUUGCUGAGUAUGGUAAUUUGUCUCAAUGGGAAUGGUGUAUACAGCAAGGCCUUAUGUGAUCUGUAUCAUAGUUAAUAAAUCAA